AUGCACCCACGUGGCAUCGAGAGUGAGACAGCAGUGGCUCAUGAGCUGCAGGACAGCAGAUCUGGACCUGAGAAGGAGGAGAGGGCCUGGAGCAGCACUCAGUCCUCCAUCUCCACUACUGAGGAGGAAUCAGAUGUUGAAUUACACGCAUUCAUCAGGAUGAGGAACAAAGUGGAAAAAGACACUGAGGAAUGGGAGAAACUGAAUUAUGAUAUCCACACUCUGAGGUGUGCUCGUAAAGAAGUUUGUACACGUUGGAAGAAGAUCUUGCUUCAGCUGGGUUACCAGAGGGAGGCAGAAUCCUUACUGACAGUGAACAGACAGACUGUUCUGAAUGACUGGGACAAUAUGGAGAAGGCCAGAGAACUCCUGCGCAUAGUAUCAGAGGAGACAGACCUCUUCCUCCGUGGACUCAGCACCAGUGAAAGAUAUGUCUUUGUCAUGGAUCGACUGGUGUCUUUGGACAGUGCUGAAGACUUUGUGCGGUUGGCCAAAGAGAAAUAUCCAAGAAUUUAGUCUUGAGAUGGA
Molecule: messenger RNA, 528 nt
Organism: Carassius auratus (goldfish)
Lineage: Eukaryota; Metazoa; Chordata; Actinopteri; Cypriniformes; Cyprinidae
Product: melanoregulin
Exons: 5
Coding region: 1-516 (171 amino acids)
Biological process (GO): melanocyte differentiation; melanosome transport
Cellular component (GO): melanosome
Source: RefSeq, a predicted model, not a curated record